Messenger RNA from Penicillium bovifimosum, 351 nucleotides. RefSeq lists its product as uncharacterized. The record is from RefSeq and is a predicted model, not a curated record. The transcript is spliced from 2 exons. Lineage: Eukaryota; Fungi; Ascomycota; Eurotiomycetes; Eurotiales; Aspergillaceae. The coding region runs from base 1 to 351 and encodes 116 amino acids.
AUGCCAGCCGAGAUACCAGAUCAAGGCAGCUACGAUCUUGACCUUAGUGGGAAUGCCGACAUAUACCUCACACUUCGGAUCAACAACUCUCGGCCAGAAAUUCGGGUUGAAAAGGGGGAGCGGCAGAACAACAGAAUACAUCGCUCCCAAGUAAUUGGGAUGAGCAAAGAAAGGAAUCAGGCCAAUGCCGAGGUUAUUGUUACUGGACAUCCUCUGAUAAUCCCGUUUGACGCCCUCUUCCAUCGCCAGCCAGUUGACCCAGGGGGAAAAGAUCCGAAGAUAUCAGAACAAGAACUGGAGGCUCUUGCAGGGUCGAUUUGGGAAGAACAGGGCUGGUUGCGCUACGAGUAA